AUGGCAUAUAGGUUGAUCUCAAACCGAAUCGUGCCAUCUUCAAAUAGGUUGAGCAAACGAUUUAUUUUUAUAUUCACCAUUUCAUUGUCCUUCACAUAUUUAUGCUACAGCAUACUGUUUUGUUGUGGUACAAUCAUGCCAACCCAGAGUUAUGAGGAAAAAAGGUGCCUCCAUCACAAGAACGUAGGAAGCAAAAAACUUCUGCAAAAAGAUUGCACCGCGGACAGGAGGACUGCUCUGGAUGAGACUUUAAACGUGGCACUCACUCACCAAGGAUCAAGUCAUGCUCGCAACCAAAGUAGAAAUUCUGCCUUGCCCAUCACUCACAAACGGAGUAUUGCCCAAUCCGAAUAUAAUAUUACUGUUGCACAGAAAUAUGGAAACAAAAAGUUACCUAACGCACUAAUCGUCGGGGUGAAGAAGGGCGGCACCAGGGCCGUGCUGGAGUUCAUUCGAAUUCAUCCAGAUGUGCGCGCGCUUGGAACAGAGCCCCACUUUUUCGAUAGAAACUAUGACAGAGGAUUGGACUGGUACAGAGGACUAAUGCCACGGACUCUAGACAGCCAAAUCACCUUGGAGAAAACCCCCAGCUACUUUGUGACACGAGAGGCUCCCAGACGCAUCGCCAGUAUGUCCCCCAACACCAAGCUGAUUGUGGUGGUGCGUAACCCAGUCACCAGGGCCAUCUCAGACUACACACAGACCCUGUCCAAGAAGCCGGACAUCCCCACCUUCGAGGAGCUGGCCUUCCAGAACCGGAGCCAGGGUCUGGUAGACACCUCAUGGAACGCUAUCCGCAUAGGGAUGUACAUCCUCCACCUAGAGAACUGGCUGCAGUACUUUCGCCUCUCCCAGAUCCACUUUGUGAGCGGCGAGCGGCUGAUCACGGACCCGGCGGGGGAGCUGGGCCGAGUCCAGGACUUCUUGGGUCUCAAACGCAUCAUCACAGACAAGCAUUUCUACUUUAACCGAACCAAAGGCUUCCCUUGCCUGAAGAAGCCGGAGAGCAGCAGCCAGCCCCGCUGCCUAGGCAAGUCAAAGGGUAGAACUCAUGUGCAGAUAGACCGAGAGGUCAUUGAGCAGCUCCGGGACUUUUAUAGGCCUUUUAAUAUCAAAUUCUAUGAGAUGGUGGGACAAGACUUUAGGUGGGAUUGA
Messenger RNA from Salvelinus namaycush (lake trout), 1155 nucleotides. Its product is annotated as heparan sulfate glucosamine 3-O-sulfotransferase 2-like. The coding region runs from base 1 to 1155 and encodes 384 amino acids. The transcript is spliced from 2 exons. Gene Ontology annotation, molecular function: [heparan sulfate]-glucosamine 3-sulfotransferase activity. The record is from RefSeq and is a predicted model, not a curated record. Lineage: Eukaryota; Metazoa; Chordata; Actinopteri; Salmoniformes; Salmonidae.